UGUAUACCUAAUCCUUACCGGAAGUUUAAGGACGCAUAAGACUUCUCUGCGCAUGCGUAAAGGUCUCUUUUACUGUGGGGAUAAUGGCGGGUGAAACGGAAAAGAAGAAGGUUCCAUCAGUCCCCGAAAGCCUCUUGAAGAAGAGGAAACGCUAUGCCACGGUUAAGGCAAUGCGCCUGAAGGCCCACAAGGCUGAGAAGAAGGCACGCAGAGUCACCCGGAAACUCAUCUACAAGCGAGCUGAGUGCUACCACAAGGAGUACCGGGAGAUGUACAGGCGCGAGAUCCGCAUGCACAGAAUGGCUCGCAAAGCAGGCAAUUUCUAUGUCCCUGCUGAGCCCAAACUGGCAUUCGUGAUCAGGAUAAGAGGCAUCAAUGGCGUCAGCCCCAAAGUGCGCAAGGUGCUGCAGCUGCUGCGGCUCCGUCAGAUCUUCAACGGCGUCUUUGUCAAGCUCAACAAGGCUUCCAUUAACAUGCUCAGAAUCGCCGAGCCCUACAUUGCUUGGGGGUAUCCCAACCUGAAAUCUGUGCGUGAGCUGAUCUACAAGCGUGGAUACGGCAAGAUCAAUAAGCAGCGUAUCCCCCUGACAGACAACUCGCUCAUUGAGAAGAACCUUGGCAGGACCGGAAUCAUCUGUGUUGAAGAUCUCAUCCAUGAGAUCUACACUGUUGGGAAGAACUUUAAAUCUGCCAACAACUUCCUGUGGCCAUUCAAGCUCUCAUCUCCUCGUGGUGGCAUGAACAAGAAGACCACUCACUUUGUUGAGGGAGGAGAUGCUGGAAACCGGGAGGACCAGAUCAACCGACUCAUAAGGAGGAUGAACUAACAGCAAAUGGUGUACUUGGGACAUUUUUUUUUGUCUGACAAUAAAUAUCUUCUGAAAUUCAA
Electrophorus electricus (electric eel) is the source of this 889-nucleotide messenger RNA. RefSeq names its product ribosomal protein L7 (gene rpl7). Gene Ontology annotation, molecular function: structural constituent of ribosome; RNA binding. NCBI's taxonomy places the organism in Eukaryota, Metazoa, Chordata, Actinopteri, Gymnotiformes, Gymnotidae. The record is from RefSeq and is a predicted model, not a curated record. Gene Ontology annotation, biological process: maturation of LSU-rRNA from tricistronic rRNA transcript (SSU-rRNA, 5.8S rRNA, LSU-rRNA). Gene Ontology annotation, cellular component: cytosolic large ribosomal subunit.